Messenger RNA from Folsomia candida, 3099 nucleotides. Its product is annotated as ABC transporter G family member 21. The transcript is spliced from 3 exons. The record is from RefSeq and is a predicted model, not a curated record. NCBI's taxonomy places the organism in Eukaryota, Metazoa, Arthropoda, Collembola, Entomobryomorpha, Isotomidae. The coding region runs from base 805 to 2745 and encodes 646 amino acids. Gene Ontology annotation, cellular component: plasma membrane. Gene Ontology annotation, molecular function: ATP binding; ABC-type transporter activity; ATP hydrolysis activity.
CCCAUCGCGAGUUAGCGAGUGAUAUGAUGAUGACUGUACAAAAGAAGUAGUUUCUCUGCAUAAAAUAUAAUAUGGAUAGAAUGCCUGCCUCCCAGUCACUGCCUGCGAUGAUAUCGCAGUGCAAACAGUGUGUCCAAAAAGUGAAUCUUCACUGCUGCAUACAUAGUUUAGUUUGUUGCCCAUUAUUCAUCAAUCCAACUCAUAAUAACUGCAUGCAUAAUACGGUAUACGAAUGCGAAUAGUGAGUUCUUGUUGGAUAGAGAUGCGAUAUUUCCAUUGUAAUAAAGCAGUUUGGUAGAGAGAGAGAUGAUGAGAAUCAUCAUUAUUAUUUAUUACGGCCGACUGCAUUGUUCGACACGAUUGGACAUUUGAUUUGAAGAGUGUAUAACUAACUAACUUUUGCUGGUUUGGUGGUUCUCAUUUUUGACUCCAUUCCACUCGUGUGAAUGAAGCCAUGCAGUCACAUAGGAAAAAGUAAGACGUCGUAACGUAACCAAUCCACUUGUACGAUUACUUUACUACUACGACAGAAACUUGUUCUUCGACUAGAUUGCGCAAAAAUAAUAGGUAAUGAAAUGAAAUCAUUUAGUUAGUUUAGUGGUGAGUGAGUAAGAUAAAUAAUAAUUCUGGAUAAGAAAAAAAGAGACGAUUUAAUAGGAAAAGUGGGUUUAAAUCGUGGGUUAAUUUUUUUACAGAGAGAUUCAUGAAGAACAUAAACAAGUGACCAGCACGAUACUGCGACGUGACUCCGAUACACGUGCUUUUUUAUAGGAAUUAAUUCCGUCCCCCUGAUGAGAUAGAGAGAUGUCGUCCUGUGACAAACCACUCCCACCCCUGCUCAUCCCCCCGGCUACGUUUGGUGGGGAUGAAAAACUGACCUGUUCGACGUCUUCGUCCCCUCCGUCGUUGGUGUCCUCGUCGUCCACGGCUUUGUUAGAUUCGCCCCCGACGACGUUACUCUUCUCGAAAUUAACUACCCCACCAGUCUCGUCAUGUUCGAGGUUUUCCAUCCAUUCCAUUUCGGGUUGUGCGUCACCUGGUCAAAUUCUGGCGAUUAUGGGACCCACGGGAUGCGGGAAGACGACAGUUCUUAAUGCCCUUGCAGGUCGUGUCCCUCUUUCUUCUGGGUCAAUCUGGGUCAACGGCUCACCCGUAUCGAGGCGUUUGUGGCGAACGAAAUUCGGCUACGUCCUCCAACAAGACGUCUUUUUCCCGACGCUCACCCUAAAACAAACCUUGAUCUACACCGCACUCCUCCGUCUCCCUGGUUCGUACUCGUAUAAGGACAAAGUCUCCAAGGUGGAGGAUAUCAUAGAGGCUCUCGAUCUGUACAAGUGUCAACACACGCGGAUAGGCGAUGAUCUCGGGAUGACCCCGUCGGCCCGAGGUCUUUCCGGUGGUGAGAGGAAACGUCUCUCCAUCGCCUCAGAACUCUUGACGAAUCCAUCCGUCCUGCUGAUCGACGAGCCCACGAGCGGUCUCGACUCCUUCACGGCCAUCCAACUUAUCAAAAGUUUGAAACAUUUUGCUCAAAGUACGCAGAAAAACGUGGUACUUUCCGUGCACCAACCGUCGUCCCGCAUGUUCCAAAUGUUUGACACGCUACUCGCCUUAUCGAACGGGAGGACGGCGUACUUUGGCCCGGCGAAUGAGAUGGCGGGCCACAUGGCGUCCCUCAGCCUGCCCAUCCAACCGAACUAUAACCCUGCCGAUUUUCUCCUGGAGACGUUAAAAUACGAGGAAAAAGUGGUCGUGGCGGGAUGGAAGGAUAACAAUAAUCAUCACACGCAGAAAUUGUUUGAACAAAUCGAGACUUAUUCGGCCACGUCGAAUAAUCCAUCGAGCAACAGUCCGUCAUCGUCCCCAACUUCUAGUCGGAGGAAGAAGGAGAAGAAAAAUAAUCAGAUUCCGUCUUCCUGGGCGACAUCGUUUCUCACACAAGUUAGGAUUCUGACGAGGAGAAAUAUCCAGCUCGCUUUGCCACGUGUAUUCUCGUCCAUAAACGUCGUCCAGACCUUCGUCCUGGGCAUCAUGGCGGGCCUCGUGUGGUGGCGAUGUCCCCGAACGGAAGAAAAUCUAGACAACUUGGAAGGUUGGAUGUUCUUCUCGACAAACUUUUGGAUGUUAUUCGUCCUAUUUCAAGCCCUCUGGGCGUUCCCACCGGAACGACCCAUCGUCACGAAGGAACGUCGUGCCGGAGCUUAUCGGUUAAGUUCCUUCUACACGGCCAAAAUCCUGGGCGAACUUCCCCUCGAAGUUACACUGCCAUCAGUCUACUUUCUCAUCAGUUACGGCAUGAUCGGGGGCACGAUCGCGUCGUCCCUGGGAAUUCUGGCGAGCCAAACGUUAGCCUCGAUUGCGAGCCAGAGUGUAGGUUUGUUUUUUUCCUCCCUCUUCGCAUCCGGUCCGGCCACCACGGUGGCGGCCAUUUUUACCGUGGGGGCACAACUCUUGGGGGGUUAUCUUACCAAAAACGUGCCAUCUUAUCUUAAAAUUUUCUCCAUUGUGUACAACGGAUUGAGAAACUUAGCCAUCGUGGAGUACUCGUGGGGCCUGCCGGUCUCGUGUGGGAAGGAGGCUAGUAGAUUUCCGUCGUGCAAGGAGGGAGCCACGUGGGUAGAUCCGAACGAUCUUUUAUGGAAGGAUGAGACUGAAUUUCCCCUUUGGGCGCACACUGCCGUGUUAAUAGGAGUCAUUCUAACGUUUAGAACGCUUGCUUAUAUUUGUCUCAAGAGGCAGUUGUAGUUAUAAUUCGAUACAUUACAGAUACACCAAUAUAGUCAUUACCUAUGUAAAAGUUUUUAUGAAAAGGGAUCCAAAAAGUGUGCUAAUUUUCAUAAAAUUUUAAAAAAGGUGAACACACAUUUUAUACAAAUAUAUUUCUAUUUACAAAUACAUAUAAAUAUUUACCGAAUUAUGUACUUUAAAUAUGUAUGUAAUUCACCAUUUUAAUCACACCUAAAUAUUUGCUACCUUUUAGUCAGAAACUCAAUACCUGAUUGUGAUACGAGUUAAAUGAACAAUAAUUAAUUUAUCUUGUCCAAAUAUUACACAAUUUCUCGUUUUAAUAAAAAAACGCAUAUAUUAUUUAUUCAUCAG